CUCGCUCUCACUCUCACUCUCUCAUCGAUCCCUCCUAUGCAGAUAAAGACUAUUUUCGUAGAGUUUUAUUUUCAAAUAAACCUACUUCCUGGAGAAACAACUGCAAUUUGGGUUUCUGUAGAUGUUCCAAGUGCACAACCCCCGGGUCAAUAUGAAGGGGAGUUCGUCAUUACUGAUACCAAAGCAGACACAGAAUGUACAGCGCAAAGCCUGGGCAAAGCUGAGAAGCAUCAACUUUACAUAGAACUUAGGAAUUGUCUUGACAUGGUGGAACCGGCACGGAUAAUUCCUACAAUAAGAACUGUAGAGCCACCUAGAGUCCCACCAAAACCCAUCGAUGGAAAACCAUCCGACAAAUUGGUAGAAAGAGUGAAAUCUGCAACUAUAUCUUUAAGAAGAGUUCUUUUGUCGCCAUCAUUUGCUGACUUCUUUUCAGAUAAUGGGCCGGUGGAUAUGAUGGAUGAAGAUGCUAUUUCAAACCUUUCAAUACGCAUAAAGCUAAGUUUGAUGGUCUGGGACUUUGUUCCGCCGGCGACACCUUCUCUUUCUGCUGUUAUUGAGAGUCUGUUGAAGGGGAUCAUCAAUGCGAGUAAGGAAUUUUUCAAUCUGACAGAGGAGGAGAAAAAGGAGUUUGCAGGAAGGAAAAUUUUAGACCCAAUCAAGUGCGGUACAAGCUUGAGUACUUCAAACGGAAUGAUUUCCUUGGGGGUAGAUUUUCUCAAGCUAAUUGUGCAGCCGGAUCAGUUUCACUCUCCCAACAAACGUUACAAACCUAUAGGUUUCAGUGAGGUCGCAGUGGAGUAUUGCAACAGUGGCCGGAGAAUAGUAAGAGAAUUACUCAAAGGAAUAUCGGAGAGCCUAGGAUUGGACAACUAUUAUGUGGAAAAAACCGUGAAUUUGGACUCAAGUGCACAAGUCUUUUCUGCCAAUCUGUAUCCACCUUGUACACAGCCUCAACCUGCAAUGGGUUUGCCACCUCAUUCGGAUCAUGGCCUACUCACCUUCCUUAUUGUCACAAGCUAUGGGAAGUACAAGACUCUCAUGCAUCGAGCGAUUCUGAAUAACAAAGUUACAAGAGUUUCUAUAGCCAUGGCCAAUGGACCCUCUUUCGAAACAAGUGUUGGCCCAGCUUCCAAGUUGGUAGACAGUGAAAACCAUCCCGCUGCAUGUAGUCCAAUGAAUUACAAGGAGUAUGUGGAGCAGCAACAACUCCAGUCUCUUGGGAAAACCCCCUUGGAUCAAGUUCGGAUUGAGGUUCAAAGCAAGUAG
This is a messenger RNA of Ilex paraguariensis (yerba mate), 1269 nucleotides long. The record is from the annotation of a GenBank genome assembly. NCBI's taxonomy places the organism in Eukaryota, Viridiplantae, Streptophyta, Magnoliopsida, Aquifoliales, Aquifoliaceae.